Molecule: messenger RNA, 409 nt
Organism: Oncorhynchus nerka (sockeye salmon)
Lineage: Eukaryota; Metazoa; Chordata; Actinopteri; Salmoniformes; Salmonidae
Exons: 1
Source: RefSeq, a predicted model, not a curated record
UGUCCUCUACUCCCUCCCCAAUGUGUCCUCCUAUGUCCUCUGCUCCCUCCCCCAAUGUGUCCCUCCUGUGUCCUCUACUCCCUCCCCCAAUGUGUCCCCCAAUGUGUCCUCUGCUCCCUCCCCAAUGUGUCCUCCUAUGUCCUCUGCUCCCUCCCCAAUGUGUCCCCCAAUGUGUCCUCUGCUCCCUCCCCCAAUGUGUCCUCCUAUGUCCUCUGCUCCUCUCCCAAUGUGUCCUCCUCAUGUCCUCUGCCCUCCUCCCAAUGUGUCCUCCUAUGUCCUCUACUCCUCCCCCAAUGUGUCCUCUGCUCCCUCCCCCAAUGUGUCCUCCUGUGUCCUCUGCUCCCUCCCCCAAUGUGUCCUCCUGUGUCCUCUGCUCACCUCCCCCAAUGUGUCAUCUGCUCCCAUCCCG